Messenger RNA from Truncatella angustata, 1665 nucleotides. Its product is annotated as transmembrane amino acid transporter protein-domain-containing protein. Gene Ontology annotation, molecular function: amino acid transmembrane transporter activity. Gene Ontology annotation, cellular component: vacuolar membrane. The coding region runs from base 104 to 1531 and encodes 475 amino acids. Gene Ontology annotation, biological process: amino acid transmembrane transport. The transcript is spliced from 2 exons. NCBI's taxonomy places the organism in Eukaryota, Fungi, Ascomycota, Sordariomycetes, Amphisphaeriales, Sporocadaceae. The record is from RefSeq and is a predicted model, not a curated record.
CUAGGGAGAUUUCUCCUACUGCUAUAUUUCAGUUCUUGUCCUUGUAAGGAUUGGUUCUCUGAAAGGCCAACUCCCAGCUGGACUUUAAUUCCUUCUUUCAAUCAUGGCCUCGACAACUCAUAUCGGCUCGGGCGGCGGGCUCGAGACGCUGGAUGCGAUCUCUUCGGCUGAAAACACACACAUGAACAACACCCGUGAAAAGAAAUACGACGCUACAUCUGGCGACGAUGAGGAGACGGCUUCGAAGCGAAUUGAGAUACCCCUGGACGCCUUUGGCGAUGAGAGCAACGCCGAAAUUCAGUACAAGACAAUGAAAUGGUGGCAAGCUUCUAUGAUCAUGGUUGCAGAAAACAUAUCCCUAGGAAUUCUGUCUCUGCCCGCCGUCCUAGCGACAGUCGGCCUGGCCGCCGGCCUCACUGCCAUCAUCGGCCUGGGCUUGUUCGCGAGUUACUCGGGCUAUGUCCUCUGGCAGUUCCGAAUGCGCUACCCCCAAGUAGCCAGCUACACCGACAUAGGCACGGUCCUGAUGGGCCGUUUCGGCCGCGAGGUAUUCGGCGCGGCCUAUGUGAUAUACUGCCUGUUCUUCAUGGCAAGCCACCUGUUGACCUUCACGAUCGCGCUCAACGUGCUCUCGCGGCACGGGGUGUGCACGAUCGCGUUUGGCGUCGUCGGCGUGAUCGUGUUCAGCAUCCUAACAAUCCCACGGACGCUCAAGAACGUGUCGUUCCUCAGCAUCGUCAGCUUCGCCAGCAUCAUGUCGGCGGUGCUCCUGACCAUCAUCGCGCUGGGCGUCAGCCCCGACGCCGCGUACGAGGACAUGAAGGCCGUGUACCGGCCGAACUUCCCCACGGCCUUCAACAGCAUCUGCAACGCCGUCUUCGCCUACGCGGGCCACGUCGCCUGGGUGAGCUUCAUCUCGGAGCUGCGGGACCCCAAGGACUUCCCCAAGGCGCUCGGCACGCAGCAGCUCUUCCAGAUCGUCAUGUACACGAUCACGGCGCUCGUCAUCUACCGCUUCGCCGGCGAGCACGUUGCUAGCCCUGCGCUCAGCAGCACGGGUACCGUAGUCCGGAAGGUCGCCUGGGGCAUCGCGCUGCCGACCAUCAUCAUCGCUGGCGUCAUUUUUGCGCACGUCAAUGCCAAGUACAUCUACCUGCGCAUGUUCGCGGGUACCAGGUAUCUGCACAGCCGAGGCCUCGUAGCGACUGGAUCCUGGAUCGGACUCGGUGUUCUCACGUGGACCAUUGCCUGGAUCAUUGCAAACUCAAUUCCCAACUUUAGUGAUCUCCUUGGUUUCGUUAGCGCGCUUUUCGGUGCUUGGUUCUCGUUCGGCGUUCCUGGCUUCCUGUGGAUGUACCUCAACCAUGGGCAGUGGUUUUUGAACUGGCGCAAGACAUGCCUGUUUUUCGUAAAUCUUGCCCUGAUAUUGCUUGGGUUUAUCAUUUUCGGUGUGGGCUUGUACGCCUCUGGAUGGUCUAUGUCUCAAGACAGCUCGGGCAAGGUCUGGUCUUGUGCUGAUAACAGCGAAUAAAAAGUGUCGAGACCCACUGAGAUAUAGAAUAUACAAUUUUCACGAUUUUUACUUCACAGCAACAACCAUGCUUUCCAAUAUGAAAGCCCCAUAUCUAUGAUGAAGUUUUGCAGUGAUUGAAACGUGGCCCUUGA